AUGACCCUUCCAUUGACCCUCUCGAUGUCCCCGCAGUGCUCCAAGUGCCGCGACUCCUUCCAGGGCCACCCCGUUGGUGGCCAGCAGUGCUACCGGCUGCUGGCCGUGGAGCAGGAGUACUGCCUGGACCCCUGGUCGCAGAGCCACUGCUUCCCCCCGCCCCAGCGGCGCCCGCUGCCCGCCGGCCGCGCCGUCCUCUUCGCCGUCCAGCCCAAGUUCACCAACGUGGACAUCCGGGUGACGCUGGACGUCACCUUCGGCGCCGUCGACCUCUACGUGGCCACCGCCUACGACACCUUCGCCGUCGACACCGAGCCCGGCACCGGGCGGCACCUCGUCAGGGUGCAGGGGGUGGGAGGUGGGACUGGGGGUGCUGGGGGGACUGGUGGUGGGACCUUUGGGGCCUCUGGGACCAGUUCUGGAACUGGUGGAACUGGUGGUGGCACCUUUGGGACUGGAGGAACCAGUGGUGGGACCUUUGGGACUGGUGGGACUGGAGGAACUGGUUCUGGUGGUGGUGGGACCUUUGGGACCAGUUCCA
This is a messenger RNA of Neopelma chrysocephalum (saffron-crested tyrant-manakin), 541 nucleotides long. RefSeq names its product multiple epidermal growth factor-like domains protein 8. The record is from RefSeq and is a predicted model, not a curated record. Lineage: Eukaryota; Metazoa; Chordata; Aves; Passeriformes; Pipridae. The transcript is spliced from 2 exons. The annotation marks the transcript as partial.